Messenger RNA from Cuscuta campestris, 1303 nucleotides. NCBI's taxonomy places the organism in Eukaryota, Viridiplantae, Streptophyta, Magnoliopsida, Solanales, Convolvulaceae. The record is from the annotation of a GenBank genome assembly.
AUAAAAUGGCAACCUUUUCAUUUUAUUCUAUUUUUUACCAGUGUUCACACCUCUGUUUUCUAAAUAUUAUACAUGUACUCCGUAUAAAGUUAAAUAUUUUUCACCCCAACCAUUCUAGAAAUUAAAACACUUCUUCUUCUUGGAUCAAACAAAAGAGCUUUGAAGAAGAAAAAAAAACUGAUCAAAUUCAUGGGGUCUUGCAUGAGUACAAGAAUUAAAGCAGAGAGCCCUAUUCAUUCUGGGGCAGAUGUUUUGAGCGGUAAGAAUGAGGGCCAUAUUCCGGAGUCAUCAAAUCUAAAGGCUUUCAGUUAUAACGAACUCCGCCUCGCCACCAGAAACUUCCGGCCCGACAGUAUGCUGGGCGAAGGCGGGUUCGGUUCGGUGUUCAAGGGAUGGAUUGACAAGAACACGUUCAAGGCAACCAAGCCCGGAACCGGUUUGGUCAUUGCGGUGAAACGGCUCAACCAAGAAAGCUCCCAAGGCCACAAAGAAUGGCUCACAGAGAUAAAUUAUCUGGGUCAAUUAAGUCAUACCAAUCUAGUGAAACUGAUAGGUUAUUGUGUGGAGGAUGAACAUAGACUUUUGGUGUAUGAAUUCAUGCCUAGGGGCAGUUUGGAGAAUCAUCUAUUCAGAAGGAGCUCUUACUUUCAACCAAUAACUUGGAGUCUAAGGAUGAAAGUUGCUCUUGGUGCAGCCAAGGGACUUGCUUAUCUUCAUAGCCCCGAAGCCAAAGUCAUCUAUCGCGAUUUCAAAUCGUCUAACGUUUUGAUCGACUUCAACUACAAUGCAAAACUUUCGGAUUUCGGAUUGGCAAAGGAUGGGCCGGUAGAUGGGAAAACUCACGUCUCCACGCGAGUGAUGGGUACAUACGGCUACGCAGCGCCUGAGUAUGUGUCCACGGGUCAUUUGACUGCGAAGAGCGAUGUGUACAGUUUUGGGGUCGUGCUUCUGGAAAUGCUGACGGGGCGUCGAGUUUUGGACAGAAACAGACCUAGCUCAGAAGAGAACCUCAUCGAGUGGGCUAAGCCUUACCUAGCCAACAAGAGGAAAGUCCUACAAGUUGUGGAUCCCCAAAUCCAAGGGCAAUACUCGACGAUGGUGGCUCUAAGGAUAGCCCUCCUUUCGGUGAGAUGUCUUACCCAUGACCCCAACUUGAGGCCCGACAUGGAUGAGGUGGUUCAUGAGUUGGAACAGCUGCAAGAGGCCAAUGCAGAGUAAGAGUGUCUUUCUAGAGGGAAUAAUGGGACACCUUUGUGCUUAUGAUUGUUGCUUGAAUGCUAGUGAAGAAAAAUAAGUACAAUUA